AUGAGAUAGCAUGAUAACAUUCAGAAAACAUGCCCAUAUGGGUACAGUGGUCUGACAGGAGACAAGAGCGUUUUGUCCACUGGUUCCUUGUAGGCCCCACGAACAGAUGUCAGUGAUUGGCCCCAUCAGGGUUGGGUCCUAGAAACAACACACGGAAACACACUCAGAACCCACGCCCACCUGGAACCCACUGGGACCACGCUCCACCCAUGCGAGUCUCACAUGGGCAUGUUGGCUUGGAUGAUUUUUCAGUGAAUCAUUAUUUGACUGACCCCAGAUAUUUUGCUUUCUGUUGACAGGAUGCCUUUUACAGUCAUGUCGUCUGAAGAGAAUGAUUAUGAGGAGAGCGAUGGUUCAGAGGAAAACCUGACCAGUGAGGAGCAAACCUACAGGGUUCGGGUCUCCCAUUAUACUGAGAUGGGAUUUAGCAAUAAGAAAGAGCCAAAUAAAAAGAGGGUGAAGAGAGUUGUCUCCUGCAAGAGAAAAACACGACACCUCACUGUGAGCUCAGGAAUACGCAGGAGGCCUUCAAUAAAUGCCAAAACAUUUGAGGCAUUCAACAAGGACAAUGAAAAUACUGGCAGAGAAGAAUCACUAGAUGGAGGCCGCUGUGGAUUUCCUCUCAGUGUGGCUUUGGGCUACAGGAUGGAGGAAGAAAACAUCAAACACUUUCACUACUUAUCAGAGAUCUCAAAGGAUCACAAACGAAUGGCAGAGAUUCUUUUUGGACGCAACCUUAGACUCAACAUAGCACUGACCCUUUGGAGAAGAAACAUAGGAGAACUACUUUCAUUUCUUAUAAAAAUCCAGGAUUUAAGUGUGCUUGUUGACUGCCUUCCUGUGUUCACCAACAGCCUUCGUGAUAAACACACCCAUGUUACCGCCGGCUUUUGUGUGGAUCUUUUCCCUCUGGUGAACAAUGUUCUCAAAAGUCAUUAUAAAGAUUAUCUGGUCAUUGCUCUUCUCUGGAUUCAGGCGGUUCUGGUGAAGUGGCUCCCGGAGCUUUCGCAGAACGUUGGAAGUGCAUUUACCAUCUGCUCUUCUGAUUAUAAGAAUAUUCAUGCUAUUAAGCAGCAGCUGCGAGCAUUGUGGAGAUAUCAGCUACGAUUCACCACUGAAGCCACUGCAGAGAUAUGGAAGGACAUUGUGUCCCUGCUGUAUCCGUUACGACUGUGUUAAAAAAGAAGACAUACUGAGAAGUUCAGCACGCCAGCUUGACCAAGAGUUUCCACACCAUAAAAAGACAUAAAAUAAUGUCUAGUAUUCUGACCUGGUUACUCUGGAUGGUGAGAAGCAGGAUGGUUGUUUCGACGAACCAGAACAGGAUCUGCUAGAGGAGAUGGUCUUGGUUCAGGUCCGGUUGUUUUAAUCCACACCCAAGUGCGAUAAACCAGACCAGAUUCUAAGCUCAACAUGUUGGGUAUUUUUAAAAGCUUUUUUAUAUACCAGACUUCCUUUGAAUAACUAUCAAAUAAAUAUCAUUUUCUUUUGGCCCACUUACUGCAUUGAUUGAUAGGACUUGCGCAGACUGCAAAAAAUGGGCUUCUUUUCUAAUAACUGUUAAUUUGAGCUAUUUAUGAACACUUUAAGAAUAUAUAUAACCUUAAGAACCUGCCAAAUUUCUUCAAAAGUCAUUUUGUUGUUGAUUCUGCCUUUUUAUCUGUACUUUCUAUAGUUAUAAUAAUCAACAUCAAAAUGUCUAUGUAAAUGUUAAUAUCAUACAUAUGUUUAUUCCCUUUUUAUAUAACAAAGGCCUUUGUUGUUAAGCUGUACAUUCCUAUAACUGUGUGUGGUUUUAGAUUGAGCAUGUGAAACAGUUUCAAAAGUCAUGAUUCUCAAAUACACUACAGAGGUUAUGCUGUAUUAUGUUGUUGCUCUAAAUAUAUUUAUUUUUCUUUCUUUAAAAAAAUAAAAAUAUUUCAAA
Molecule: messenger RNA, 1924 nt
Organism: Astyanax mexicanus (Mexican tetra)
Lineage: Eukaryota; Metazoa; Chordata; Actinopteri; Characiformes; Acestrorhamphidae
Product: KATNB1-like protein 1
Exons: 9
Coding region: 301-1179 (292 amino acids)
Cellular component (GO): nucleolus
Molecular function (GO): microtubule binding
Source: RefSeq, a predicted model, not a curated record